AUGAAAUCCUUUACAAAUUCUCUUUCAAAUCUUGGAGUUCUUAAAAAAAAGCAACUUGAUAAAAAUGCUGCUGCAUUUGAUUCUUUUAAAGAUCCUCUCUUGUCUUGUGUGAAUGACAAUUCAUCUUCUCCUUUGUCCAAAGCCCAAUUUCUUCUUGAUGAAAUCAAAUCUAAACGAUUUCCUCGUUGGGACCCAUCCAAGGGAUUGAUUUCUGAACAAGACUUUACCGACUUACAAACUCAGCUUUGGACUAUUGCCAAUACUGCUCCCACGGUGGCUUGCAAUGAUCAAUCUGCAGAUAUCCAACCUGUGAUUACAACCAUUUUAAAAUCAUUAAAGGAUGAAGAAAACAAAUACGAAUUUGCCAAACUUUUUUAUGAUAUUUUUGAUGAGGAAAUGACGGCUCAAACCAAAACUACAACUGAAAACCCCCCCCAGAUUGUUCCACGAGAUGAAAUGAAGGUGCAAAUCAAGGAGUUUGAAGACCUUGCAUUUAUAAAAGACAAUGUUGAUGAAGCAAAAGUAACUGCUUACCUUGAAGACCUUUUUUCUGAUGUCCAAGACGAGCUUAAAGAGUUUCGUAAAACUUUGGGUGUUUUUUCUCUCCAAAGCCUUAAAGCUGACGAGACUAGUAUCACCCCAGAAAAAAUCAAAGAUGCCAUUCGUCUUUAUCGCAAUAGCGGGCUUCUAACCAACGAAGAAAGUGCAAUUCUUAACAGUUUCCUUCAAGAUGAUACCGUUAUUAAUGAAAUUGUUUUUUUCGUUCAAAUGAAACUCGCUUCUAUUGACACUUUUCAAUGGGAAUCCCCAGUCCCCUCUUCUCCUAUCCGUCAACUCAAUGGUCGUUAUCGCAUAAUCAUGCAUACAGAUCUCUUAGACGGAAUAUUUUUUACUUACAUUGGCAAGAUUUGGUCAAAAGUUUUUUCCGAAUGUAUCAAUAAGUUUUUCCUUUCUCCUGCUUGGUCCCGCCCAUACUACAAGCUUUUCACCAAAAGUGAAAAAAGAGUUCGUGUACGAGUUUUUGAAGAAAAUAUCCUUAAGCUACCCUUUUAUUUCGAUUCUGAAUAUAUUUCAAAAUUAUUGGAAAGUAAUAGCCUUGAUACAAUCAGUUCAUUUAGAAUGAAAACACAGUCUGAAUUUUUCUAUUCUCAGCUUGAUACCAUCAACAAAAACAAAUCUGGCUAUGAUAAUGACGAUGAUGAUGACGAUGAUGAUGAUGAUGAUGAUGAUGAUGACGAUGAUUAUGAUGACAACAAAAAGGACAAUUCCAAAUCACCAAUUAAACUUAAACAAGAUUUACUUUCUUUAAUCAUUACUGAAUUGGAGCUUUCUCUUGCUCUUAAAAAGGAUCACGCUCUUGUGCGUACAGACUACAAAUCUUUUGGUCCCAGUGUUUCCUACACAACUAUCAAUGCUAUCCUUAAGUUCUUUAACGUGUCUCAAACCUGGCUUGAUUUUUUCCAAAAGUUUCUAAAGGCACCUUUGGAUAUCAAAAUCCCUGGUGAAGACGUCCCGGAGCCCACUCGUACCCGGGUGCGUGGUGUUCCGAUUUCGUUUGCCCUUAGUAAGCUUUUUAGUGAAGCUGUACUUUUUGCGCUUGAUUUCCAUGUCAAUAAAAUAAGUAAUGGUUCCGUGUUUUUGUACCGCAUGCAUGAUGAUAUUUGGUAUUGGACCCGCAGCAAAAGCCAAUGUGAACUCAUUUGGACCUCCAUCAACGAAUUUAAUAGCAUAAUGGGGCUUGAGUUUAAUUUGGAAAAAACAGGAUCUCUUGCUCUUAGUGCUGAACGCCAACCUUUUACUUCAACUACAUUACCAGAUGGUGUUGUUAAAUGGGGACUUCUUUAUCUUGAUAAUAAUGGGAAAUUUAAGAUUGACCAAGAGGCUGUUGACGAGCAUAUUUCGGAGAUGAAAUUUCAACUUUCACUUGUUCCGUCAAUUCUUUCAUGGGUCCGAGCUUAUAAUACAUACGUGACUAAGUUUUUGACUUCCAAUUUUGGUAAUCCUGUGGAAAGUUUGGGUAUUGAUCAUGUGCACGAUAUUAUUGCGACUUUAAGGCGGGUACAAAAGGAACUUUUUCCGGAACAGAACGGAGACUGUUGCUUGUAUUUAAUUGAAGAAAUUAAGAAGCGGUUUAGUUAUGGGAAGGGAGGCAGUGUUUUGAAUGAGAAUAAGAAUAAUAAGGAAGAACGUGAUGAUGGCGAUACGGCUGAGGACCCUGCAGAAAAGAACAGUCUCGAACAAGAAAAGUUCCCCUUAGCGUGGGUUUACCUUCCAGUAAAGUAUGGGGGGCUUGGGCUGGUUAACCCACUUUUUUACUAUUCGGCCAUUGUGACACAACACAAAAUUAAUGUUCAAAAAAGGGCUGAAGCGUCUGGUGGUCAGGAAAAGGAACAUUAUGGGUUUGAAGAGGUUAUUAAGGGUGACUUCAAGAAUUAUAAGAAACUGAAAGAGAAAUUUGAGACAAAGAGCCCGUCAAAAAGUCGUUCUUUAAGUGAAGACUCGAGUGAUGAUGAUGAUGAUGAUGCUGCUGCUGCUGCUGCUGCUGCUGCUGUUGGCAAAAAAUCUAAAGCUUAUAAAAAGUUUCAAUCUUUUAAUUAUUACUUGGCAGAUGGCCGAAUGGCCGAGGCAAUUUCUGAAAAAUGGGGAAUUCGAUUUAAGACUUUGUUUUCGUCUCUUGAGCCUGCGGUACUACACAUUUCUGAGGAAAAGAUAAGUCAAGCUGUAAAGGAGAUAGCUAAAGUUGAUGGAGGUCAUGAUGCUGAGCGGCACGCAAAAGCAAUUGUUAAUUUUAGUGUUGUCGGCAGACUUUAUGGACCCAAGAUGAUGGACUCAUGGGGAGGCAUGAGGCCUGUUUGGUUGCAAUGCUUACCUCUUGGUUCAAUUGAGCUGUGGAACAAACAAAGAAAUGUGUGGCAUUAG
Molecule: messenger RNA, 2919 nt
Organism: Magnusiomyces paraingens
Lineage: Eukaryota; Fungi; Ascomycota; Dipodascomycetes; Dipodascales; Dipodascaceae
Exons: 1
Coding region: 1-2919 (972 amino acids)
Source: RefSeq, a predicted model, not a curated record